Molecule: messenger RNA, 1449 nt
Organism: Suillus paluster
Lineage: Eukaryota; Fungi; Basidiomycota; Agaricomycetes; Boletales; Suillaceae
Exons: 6
Coding region: 77-1105 (342 amino acids)
Source: RefSeq, a predicted model, not a curated record
UAUCCAGUGUCCGCCAUCUUCUUGCCACGCGUACCAGCUCAUCUUUAUAUUUACUCGCAUUCAUCCAUCCAACAUAAUGAUCUCCACCAUGUUCAACGGAGGUGCUCGCCUCACUAUCAUUGGAUAUCUCUAUGUCGCGAAUUACAAGGAAGUUGUUUUGGACUCCACCGUCCAGCUUAUACGCGACGCGGAGAACGUCUCCGAUCUCGCCGGCAUUGCACUAAAUUUCUGUGUUUCUCCUGCAAUUCUCAUCUUAGCCUCCAACAAAGCCGCCCGCAUAUUUCUCACUACGUUCAACCCAAGUCCACCAUUCGCCGGCGACAUCUUUACUCCACCCAAUGCAUCAUCCUCGCAAAAUGUGCCCGCAACCGAAGCCUCGCCAAUCACUGCAUACUCGCCUACACCCUACUCUCUAUGGCUACAUUCAACACCAAUCCCAAGGCCAAAACGCUGCUCGCUCGAUUCCGACACCACUGUCGUAUCCCACGACGACGACUUCGACAAGGACACUCCCGUCUCCGACCAUGACUCAGACACCGACUCGGGAGAUCGUAAAUGUGAUGGUGACGGAAGCACUGUCUGUAAGGACGAACUUUCAAGCAACCCGACCCCAGGGACGACGACUCCUACCCCCGGCGACUCAGAUUGUCCCUCUCCGCAACCGCUGCCGCUGAUUUUACUAGUCGACAACUUACACCAGACGCCAUCUGCCAAUCCUGACCUUGCCGCUCCUCCUGGAUCCGCCAGCUCCAUCGAAGCAUUGCCUCGGACGACGAAACCGCGUCUAAAGCCUCCAGGUACGAAGCGCGUUACCGACGGACUCCUACCUCACCCUACUACGGCGCUUCGACAUCAAAGGUCGCACCUCAGUAAACAGAAGUACGCUGCUCGUCUGAUUGCCGCGCGUGACAGCAUCGCGCGCUCACAUCUCAAGCAAGACAAUAUAAUGAUUAGUCACCUCGAACAAGUCUACGACGAGAUUCUCGUCGACCAGGCAGCUCUCGUCGACGGCUGGGCCACUGCCAUGGCUGAACUGGGACUGACAUCAAUGCUGUCACCACUGUCGCUUCCGAACACGCCCAUUCCAGGACUCUCUCCUACAUAGCACUCUUCUUCAUAGCACUCUUCUUCAAGAUGGACCAUCACGCUAAUCAAUAACGACCGGCACAUUUCUACGCGCCUACCAUUUCUGCGGUCCGAGGUCCCCUACGACCGAAUCCGACGCACACAACGUAACGGCCUCCUUCGUCCCUACCAUUUCUGCGGUUAGAGGUCCCCUACGACCGAAUCCGACGCACACACAACGUAACGGCCUCCUUCGUCCCCUACGACCUGGAUUUCCACUAUCCAAGAAGUUGAAGGCCACCGCCCGCGGUCCCGCACACACAUCUACCCCCAAGUCUCUUCUAUCUCCUUGCAUGUAAAGGUCUUGAUUUGUUUCUUUUUCCU